AAAGUUUUUGAGACAACCAAAAAGAAAAGUUGACAAAGUUAUAAGAGACGAGUAGAAUUAGAGUGUGACACAAAGAAUAUUAAGCGAAAUAAUGUAGUCCUAUAUAUAUUUAGGCAAUCAGGCUUACCUGCUGCUAGAACCAAAUUCCAUUCAUCUAUCAAUCUCAUUGUUAUUCUAUAGCCUUUGAAUCAGCUAAAGCAGAAGAUGAGUUCCUGGGAUUUGUGGGUAGAGGAAGCUCUUUCCAGACUCCAUUCUCUCAAACUCCUCCGAGCUAUUAGGCCCAUCCUUCCCUUAAACACCACCCAACCCGGCGUGCAAGCAAGCGGCCGCCGCCACUCUUUUCCCGGCAAUGACCAGCUCCAAGUGUUCAACGAUUUGCGCCUGUGGGACAGGGCCUCAGUUGAAGUCUUCAUUGCCGAAGCUACUUUCCAAAAAUGGAUGCAAGAUGCACCCAGUUCUGGAGACGACCAGCUGCCUGGCGAUGAAAAUGUUUGGGCGGGUGACGACGAUGGGGCUUCUGGUGAAAAAUACAGGAAGUUACUUUUAUUCUCUGGAAGUAAUUACUUGGGAUUGAGUUCUCACCCAAGUAUCGUCAAAGCAGUAACACAGGUGAA
Molecule: messenger RNA, 614 nt
Organism: Cuscuta europaea
Lineage: Eukaryota; Viridiplantae; Streptophyta; Magnoliopsida; Solanales; Convolvulaceae
Source: the annotation of a GenBank genome assembly